Messenger RNA from Magallana angulata, 4036 nucleotides. RefSeq lists its product as uncharacterized. The coding region runs from base 126 to 3530 and encodes 1134 amino acids. The transcript has 13 exons. NCBI's taxonomy places the organism in Eukaryota, Metazoa, Mollusca, Bivalvia, Ostreida, Ostreidae. The record is from RefSeq and is a predicted model, not a curated record.
UCAGUACCGACAAGUUUGCUUAAGAUAUUCGACUGAGGUGAUUUUGUUUGUUUUUAGCACUAACGCCUCCUCGUAGAAAUAUAAAUUUGAGGAAGUUUCUACUUUCGGUUUAUCCACAUCGCAGAAUGAGCGAAAAGAAUCCAAAAGAUGCUGAUGGGAGUACCGGUAAGACUACUCAGGAAGGUGAUGAAUCCAGCGCAGAAGUCACCUGCCAGCCAGAUACUUCACAGUCCAUAGAAAAAGAUAUAAAUCUAGAAGAUGGACGACAAAAUGAUGAACAGCUAGCUAGGGACACUGAUGAUCUAGCACAGAAACAGAACUCUAAGGAACCGCCAAAUGAAACAAAGGAACCUGGUCCACGGGAAACAGCACAGGGUCCAGAUGUGCUCCCAACUCAAAAUCAGAACAGUGAUCCAUCAUUGAAUCAGGAAUCAAAGGAAACACAGGGUCCUUCUCCACCUGUGUCUGGAGAGCCACCAUCAGGGAACCAGGAAUCUGAAUCGACGGGGACACAAAAGCCAAGUCCAUCACAAACACAGAAUCCUGCAGAUAGAACACUACUACAGCAGAACGCUGUGCAGCAACUAACAGAACAGGGAAAUCCACAGGAGACACGUCAACCCGUAUCAGGUCAACAGGACUCUGAUCAACAGCCAGUCGAAACUGGCCAAAAACAUUCUGAUUUGCACCAUUCUGGGGAGAUGGAUUCCCAAGAAAAUAAUGAAAUAAAUAAGAAUGACCAUAAGGACUCAACACCUCCUACCAAACCAGACACGACAAACGUCAAAGCUUCAGCAGCAAAAUCCGAGGGAGAGACACUUCCUGCACCUGAUGGUAUUGAUGGAGAAGAUGAAAAUAAGGCGGCUGAUUUAGGUACACCAAAUCAACCAGCAGAGUUAACCAUGUCCGACGAAACACCAAUGGAAGAAAAAAUAACAUCACACUUAAAAGCAUUGAAAAAGCAAGAAAUCCCUGACACAACUAUGCCACCCUGUGAUCCGGAUCCUAGUAUAUUUAUUCAUGAUAAAGAUGAUGAGACGACCAGGGAAUUGGAAAAGGUUAUUGAAAAGGAUAAUGAAGAACGCGAUGAAAAUAGCGGAGAGAAUACAGACAAAACACUUGAUCCAUCAGUGUCGACAGAGAUGACAGGACAGGAAGGGGAGGAUCAGACUCUGCAAACCAAACCAGAUCAAGAGCAACGGGAAGAGGACGAACAUGAAGUGUUUCAGGAACAGGUUGAACCACACAUUAAUGUUGUGUUUAUUGAGACAUCGGAUGAGCCUGCUAUUGAGGAUCUGUUAAAGAAUUGUCAAAAGUACAAAGAUGAAUUGCGGAUGGGAGAAAUCCUUAAGGGUGCUGUUGAGGAAUAUAAAACUCUUCUAAAGAAGGCGAAAGAAACGGGGUGUAAGAAACAAAAGAGCAUUCCUCCACCUAGCGAGCUUAAUUCAGUGAAUGACAAAGAGAGGAACCAAGCACCGUUGCUUCAUACCGUUAUAGCUUUUGUUUCCAAAAAGGUUCCGAGCUACAACAGAUGGAGAGAAGCUGUGUCUGAAUUCAUCAUACUUACCACAUUAUCUCAAUCAGAACCACCAUCUUCACAGAAAAAAAGAUCGAAUUCCCAGUCUGGAUAUCAAAAUAAAAGCAAACCAUCGGCGAAGUCGUACAACAACAACAUUGAGAAGUUGUUAGAUCAGGACUGGGGACCAGACCGUGCCCCGGGGCCCAGUGUGUAUAACGACUACCGCCACCUGUUUACGUGUGAAAGUGUCCUAAGAUCAACAUUUCCAGAGGCUGAUAUCUUUAGUCUAGUCGAUUCUAAGAUUCGGGGACCAGAGGAUGUCCCACCGGAGUUACGACACAAGGCCCUUUUUCAUUUUCUGCUUUCCUUUAACCGGAAAAAAUAUGGAGUAGAACCUUCAGAUGCAUGGCGGGACUUUGGAAGACUUGUUUUAGCGGAAAAACAACUAGACCUAGCUAGAAAAGCCCAGGGACCGGAUUUACAUCAAAAUGUCAUAGUGAAAAGACUUGACUUCUACAAGAUGCAGAACGAAUUGAAGGAGAAAACGGAGGAAGUUGAAGAACUGUCUACAAGACUGAGCAAAUUUGCCAGUCAACAGCUGACGGAAGGAAACCCCAACAUCGCGGACCUGAGUGACACCCACCGCCCCACAAGACUGGGGGAGAUGUACAGUCAGCUGUUUGAUGACGAGUGGUCGGAGGCAUUCGAGGCCUUCAAACCCAAAACUGAAGAUGAGGACGACGACAUCUUCCCUGACACACUGUAUAUCCUCCAGGAUCUGUUGACGAAUAUCUUUGACUUUUGUAAAGACCAAUCAAAAGGCCAGAAGAUUUUCCUUGAAGAUAGCUUUGCUCUAGCUAUAGGAUUAACAGAACCACAGAAGGAAAACGCUGCAAAAGAGACCGAGAAUACAUUUGGUAGCAAAGACGCACCUAAAUUGGAAGAAAAAGAACAGACAGGGUCAGUUGGAGAUAAGGGUAGUUCUCCAGGGAGAAGUAUUGAAGAGGAGCAAGUAAAGGAACAAGACGGAGAGACAGGUGGAGAGGGCGAGUCACCUGUCAAAGAGGAAGAGAAUGUUGAAAAGGAAACUGAUAAAUCAACGCCAGAAACAAACAGAGACACCGACACCAAUAAUAUGGAAGAGACGCCGAGUCAUGUCACACAAACAGAGGUUGGCGGAGAAAGCGGUCAAACUUUAGAAACAGACCAAGGGAAUACAACACCACCCACAGACAAGACAGAAAGUGGAACGGAAAAAAAUGUCGAGGAUGAGAAACACGAUGAAAAUCCAGAGGGAUGUCCAAAGGCUGACGAAGGAAAUGAUGUAAACAUAAUUGAUGAGUCAGCAAAAUUAGAUGAAAACAAGGGAGAACAGAAUACUGGGGAUACUGGAGACAACAACGGAGAUCAGGAAAUAAAAAAUAGUGGGCAGGGAGACCAGAAUCAGCAGACUGAUAAAGAUACAGUUGGAGAGGAACCAUCUAAUGAAACACCCAUUGAGAAGAGCCAAGAAGUAUCAGAAGAAGGAAAGACAGAUAUUGAUAAAUCUGACAGCUCUCAGAAAGAUCCAGCACAAGGACCAGAAAAAGAAGAUAAACCGCCUGAGAGCAAGGACUACAGGAAGAGCGCUAUUUACCCAACAAUUGACAGACACGCCCGAGACUUCCGAAAGGCCGCUGCAUCCACAUCAGCUAAAACCAAAUCAAAGUUGUUCAUUGCGACUGAGCUCCCCGAUCUGAUAGCAGACGAGACUGUCCGAGCGGACGUCCGUGUGCUGACAUACGUCAGGAAGUGUGUAGAGCUGUGUUGGUACAUGUGUAUGCAGGACCCACCAAUGACAAUCAUCUCACCCAUACAAGGACAGCUGGUGGACAAGGCCUUAUUCUCCUUCCAUGGACGCCGCGGGAAGAUCGUGGAGGUGUGUGUGUGGCCGGCGCUUCUUCUCCAUGACAACGGACCCCUGGUGUGUAAGGGAUACGUUCUUCCAGAGGAGAGGAAUCGCAAUAGAUAGACCUCUGUUGUUUUGACUUUGAUUUAAAUGAUUUUUUUUAAUUUUGUCAGACAUAAUGCAAUUGUAAAAAAAAAUCUGAAUUGAUGAUAAUUUGACCAAUCGGAUUUUUGUUGGAAUCCAACGAUAUUUCUUUCUUGUUGUUAUACUAGUACAUGUAUAUAUCAUAUUUGUUUAUUAACUGUUCAUCUAAACAUAUACCUUUGGUUAACAACAAAUACUGACUUUAAAUAAUAUACAAUUUUCUUGCAAAUUGUAUCAAAUCAUUCAAACAAAACCAUGCAAUAGUUACAAGGAAAACCCUGUGAUUAAAAGGUACUUGCAUCAAAUACAAUUACGGUGGAAAAGUUACAGUAGUUGAUUGAGACGUGGUAAAUAUGGUAUUAAAACGAUUUAUUUUGAUGUUUAAUGUAUUAACAAUGCUUUUAGAAUUCUAUGGAAAGGGAAGUACAAUGAAUUAUAUACUUAUAUCAUUGAAUCUGUGCCAUAAUAAAUGAUUUGUCAAUGUU